CUCUUCUUCUUCUGCUUCUGUUUCUUCUUCUUCUUCUUCUUCUUCUUCUCAGUUCAUCUGCAUUCCCUUCCUGGGUCUGAACGGAUGACCGAUGACAUUAAAUGCGAGCCGGCAACGCAUCCCUUUUAUCUUCGUCGUAUCGCCGUCUUGCCCAUUGCCAUUCAUAACUUCUCCAGCCAUAUCCUCCUCACACACUUCCAGCAAAAGAGACAGUGAUGGUUGAUAGCAAAUUCAACCAAAAGAUAACUCCGCCAGAAAGUUUUAGCAAAAAAAUACAAAAUAGCAAUUCAACACACCACCACCACCACCUAUCGCACUUAAUAAUGAAGCAACAGUGAUAGGAAUUAAAUGGCCAUGGCGAUCAAUUGAUCAUCUGAAGCUGGCAAAGGGAAGCUUCAUCCGAAGCAGCUAAGAAGACUCCCACACUCCCACUUCGACUGCUGCUCACCAUAAAUUAGCUUUUCUUGCUUUCCAAUUCGAUUCUUACGAGGUGAUUGGAAGAGGCAGAGAGGAGGAAGGAGGAGCUUUUUUGAAACCCUUUUCGUAGAAAGCGCGUUGUUUGUGUAACAGCCAAAAAUAGCAGAGAGGGCGGGGCAGGGCAGGGCGGUGCAGGGUGGGGCGGCGCACAGCAGCAGAGCAGAGCAGAGCAGACGAAGGCGAAAGUGUUUUAAGGAGAGCCAUACGAGUACGCUUAUCCCACUCCCUUCGCCUCCUCAAAUACGGAUGUCUUCUCUCGAAUAUGUUCUCAUCUGUUGAAUUUUGGCGUAAAGCUUCGUCUUUAGCGCUCGCUUGAAGGAAUCCCGGAGAUUUUUCUUCAGAAAAAGGUUGAUGGCGCAGAAGGAUGCAGAGGAAGCAGCCAUGGCGGCGGACGGCAUUACAGCCUUCGACACCGAGCCGAGCGGCGGCAAGGAAGAAGACGCCGAGCCGUCAGCCGGAUUCAGCGUCAAGAGCUUCCUCUGGCACGGCGGCUCCACCUGGGACGCCUGGUUCAGCUGCGCCUCCAAUCAAGUGGCGCAGGUGCUGUUGACGCUGCCCUACUCGUUCUCGCAGCUGGGAAUGGUCUCCGGCAUCAUCCUGCAGAUCUUCUACGGCUUCAUGGGAAGCUGGACCGCCUACCUCAUCAGUGUCCUCUACAUCGAGUACCGCAAUCGCAAGGAGAAGGAGAACGUCCGCUUCACCAACCACGUUAUCCAGUGGUUCGAGGUGUUGGACGGGCUGCUGGGACCGUACUGGAAGGCCGCCGGCCUCGGUUUCAACUGCACCUUCCUCCUCUUCGGCUCCGUCAUCCAGCUCAUCGCCUGCGCAAGCAACAUCUACUACAUCAACGAUCAGUUCGAUAAGAGGACAUGGACUUACAUAUUUGGGGCCUGCUGUGCGACCACCGUCUUCAUCCCCUCCUUCCACAACUACCGGAUUUGGUCCUUCCUCGGCCUCGGCAUGACCAGCUACACCGCCUGGUAUCUUACCAUCGCAGCCGCCGUCCAUGGUCAGGUCGAAGGCGUGGCCCACUCAGGCCCAAAGAGGCCGGUUCUCUACUUCACCGGCGCCACCAACAUCCUCUACACCUUCGGCGGCCAUGCCGUCACUGUGGAGAUCAUGCAUGCCAUGUGGAAACCGCAAAAGUUCAAGUACAUUUACUUAUUGGCUACAUUGUAUGUGUUCACCCUCACAUUGCCAUCGGCGGCCACAAUGUAUUGGGCAUUUGGUGAUCUUCUAUUGACUCACUCCAAUGCCUUCUCAUUGCUGCCCAAGACAAGGUGGCGAGAUGCUGCAGUUGUCCUUAUGCUUAUUCAUCAGUUUAUUACCUUUGGCUUUGCUUGCACCCCUCUUUACUUUGUCUGGGAAAAGGUAAUUGGCAUGCAUGAUACGAAGAGCAUUUGCCUACGAGCUAUCGCGCGCCUCCCAGUUGUAAUGCCAAUUUGGUUCUUGGCCAUCAUUUUUCCUUUCUUCGGGCCCAUUAACUCUGCCGUGGGUGCUUUCCUUGUUAGCUUCACCGUCUACAUCAUUCCUGCUUUGGCGCACAUGCUCACCUAUCGGACAGCAUCUGCACGACAGAAUGCUUCUGAGAAGCCCCCAUUUUUCCUACCGAGCUGGAGCGCGAUGUUCCUGGUGAACAUCUUUAUAGUUGUAUGGGUGUUUGUCAUUGGGUUCGGGAUUGGCGGGUGGGCUAGCAUGACUAACUUCAUCCAUCAGAUCAAUACAUUCGGCCUCUUCGCCAAGUGUUACCAGUGCCAGAAGCCCCACCCUGAGCAAGCCCUUGCACCGCAACAACACCAUUGAGACUGGUGGAAUUGAUGGCGAUCCGUCGUAAUGCUUAAUUCCUCCCCAAAACUUAAAUCUUCUUUUAGUUACUUGUUUAUUCUCUAUAAAUACAAUGCAAUUGUUGAGAGGGAAAAGGGAACAACUUGGGGAGGUGGGCUCAUACAUGUGUUGAAUGCUUCCUAUUGUGUUGUUUUUUUUCACCUUUUUAAAUAUAUAUAGAUGCUUUUGAUGUGUGCCCAA
Molecule: messenger RNA, 2502 nt
Organism: Zingiber officinale
Lineage: Eukaryota; Viridiplantae; Streptophyta; Magnoliopsida; Zingiberales; Zingiberaceae
Product: auxin transporter-like protein 4
Exons: 8
Coding region: 829-2280 (483 amino acids)
Cellular component (GO): plasma membrane
Source: RefSeq, a predicted model, not a curated record